GGCGGGGUAGGCGGUGAGGUGGGGGGCGGCGAUGCGCGCGCGCACGCUGCUGCUCGCGCUGGCUGUGGCGCUGGCGGCAACAGCGCGAGAGUUGCGUGUACUACAGGACGCACGGACCUCGUUCUAUCUGGCGAUCGCCGCACCGUCUUCAGCCUCCGACUUUGUGCGCACCUUCAAUCGUACUCUCAGCGAUCUAUCCCAAACCUAUCUCGCCGGGGAUUAUCCCCUCUAUUUACGCAAUAUCACGCUGUUACCGCUGUACAUCGAGCUGCCAGAAGAUGAAAGAUUCAGUGCGCGGGUAUUGGAAGAGACGUGUGCAGCACUGGAGGGGCGGAGGGUUGCAGCGCUUCUUGUUUGUGGUGGAGGCUCUGCUGCUGCUGCGCUGGUUUCAACAGCCUCCCGCGCAGGUGUUCCAGUUAUCCGCGCAUCACCAUCUCACUUGCGGUUCGCCUAUACCAUCGCUAAUGAACUGCUGCCUUUGGAGGUUCGACUGGAGAUAACAGCAAGAGAAACAUUACAUGCACUCAGAGCCACUCUACUGCACACCCAUUGGCAUACCUUUACUUUGCUUGCUGAAGAAAACAUAUAUUUAACGCUAUCGCUAAGGAAGGAUCUCUCUUCAAUCCUUACAACUCAACCGCUUAAUCCUAAAUGGCUCUCGCUUCCUUCGAAUUAUACACGCCGUGCCAUCUUUAGGCGACUUGCCGAAGUCUCGAGACUGACACGGGGUGUGGUUGUUCUAAUUUGCGAUAUUAAUUAUGCGAAGCUUAUUAUGGACGAAGCCAAACGCUUAAAUAUGCUUGAUGGCCAUUUUUUCUGGUUAUGGAUCGACGCUUCUAAUGAAAUUGAUGUUUUCCAUAAUAUCGGAAAUCGUACUAAAUAUGCAGAGGAAAAUUUCAAGGAGAGCUUGAAAGACAAAGACGAAGCAUUUACAUUUGAUGAUUUUGAGCGUAUCAAACGAGAUCACUCAGACAAUAAUUCAUUAGAAGCAAAUAGUCCUAAAAUUACGAGAAAAAAUAAUAGAUUUUCAAACAAAAGUAGUAUUAUGGGAAGUAGACAUGUAAGAAAUAUUUCAAAGAAUUCAAUUUAUCGUCGUGUUAGUAGAAAUACAAAUAAAAUUGAAACGCACAUGAAUAGUAAAUUAUUAUAUACAAAUUUUAGUCAUUCGUAUAAUGGUAGUCGCAAUAUUAGUGAAAGUGUAAGGACUUAUAAUAUAAAGAAAAAAGGCGUUGAAACUUCUAAAAUUGAAAAGAACUCAAUUGAGAGGGAAAAUUUGUCCUUGCUCGAUAUAAAUAAGGGUAAACAGACUAGUUCUAAUGAAUUGAAUAGUGAAUCUUUUAACAAAUAUGUAAAUAGUAUAAAUAUAAACAAAGUUUAUAAUAAAAAUGAAGUAUUAGAAGAGAAUACUGUAAGUAGUAUUGAUAGUCAAGAACUAAGAGAUAGAAUAUUAUUUUCAAGUGAUAUUAGUGAUUUCAUUAUGAAUCCCACGGUGCAAACUCCUACGAGUAAUAUAAGAGGUGCAAUCGAGAAACGAAAUAAUCGAUUUGCGAUGGACCACGAGGAGCCAAUUAGUAGAGACGAAAGUGAUAUUAAAAAAGUAUUUAAUAGUCUCCCAGUUGGGUUACUAGCAUUACAUCCGCAGUCUAUGAGAAUAGAUAGCUCCUUUGCAAAGGCUGCUGUCAGAAUGAUGGUUGGAGCACUCAGGCGUGUACUUCGCGCAUGCGACGCGUGGUCUGCUCAAGCACAAUUUUUUAGCGACGCAGCAGCAUCUUGUUGGGAUGAACCCAGUGAUGCUGCAUCAGACUUUUCCAUGGAGUUUGUGAGAGAAAUAAGAAUCUCUGCAACUGCAGCAUUAGCAGGCGGAUUUGAACGCCCAGAGCCGUCUUUAUUAGCUGAGUUCGCUUUUUUAAAUUUAGUAUCAAACCCCAAUGGUGGUAAUAAGUGGAGACAAGUUGGCCAUAUUCUUGGUCGCAGUGUAAGACUUCAUACAAUAGUGUGGCCAGGAGGUCGUCUAGUUGCUCAUGGCCAAUCAUCAGGUGCUCGCACUAUUUUCCGCAUAGUUACAGCUCUAGCUCCGCCCUUUGUUAUGGAAGGUGAAUUAGAUGAAGAUGGUCAAUGUCUACGUGGACUUCCGUGUCAUCGUCCACAAACGUCUGAUCGAGAUAAUCUUACACUUGUUUUUAAUGAAUUAGAAAGAGACGGCGAUCAAACAACAACAGAUUUUUUUUUCCCAACACCUAAACCGUCAACUAUUUGGAAAAUGGCCACUCAUUGUUGCUAUGGAUUUGCAAUGGAUUUGUUAGAAAAUAUCGCAGAAGAAUUAGAAUUUGAUUUUCAUUUAUAUAUUGUAGAUGAUGGUCUAUAUGGAUCUCGAAAAUUAGUAAAACCAUUUCGUAAUUUCAAUGAAGAUAAAAAUAAUGAUAAAAAACACAGAUCAAGUGACCAGUCGCAGGCCAAGCAUCGAGACGACGACUUUAUUGAUAUAGAUAAAAAUGAGUAUAAUAAACAAAAUAGCUUGACAGGAGACGGGGAUUCCGAUGACAAUUCUGAUAUAUGGAAAUGGAAUGGUAUUAUUGGAGAUUUGGUGUCUGGAGCUGCACACAUGUCAUUUGCUGCCCUUAGCGUGUCGGCUGCUAGGGCAGAAGUAGUUGACUUCAGCCAACCUUAUUUUUUUAGCGGAAUAUCUAUUUUAGCAGCACCAAACCAAAGACCAGACAUACCACUUUUAGCAUUUUUGUUGCCGUUUUCUCCAGAAUUGUGGAUUGCAAUAUUCACCUCACUUAAUGUUACAGCUAUUGCUGUAGCAAUAUACGAAUGGCUUUCUCCAUUUGGAUUAAAUCCGUGGGGUAGGCAAAGAUCAAAAAACUUUAGUAUUUCAAGUGCACUGUGGGUAAUGUGGGGACUUCUUUGUGGACACUUAGUUGCUUUCAAAGCCCCAAAAAGCUGGCCUAAUAAAUUCCUAAUCAAUGUUUGGGGUGGCUUUUCUGUGAUAUUUGUCGCAAGUUACACUGCUAAUAUAGCAGCUCUGAUAGCUGGUUUAUUUUUUCAUAAUGCUGUUGAUGACUACCAAGGAAGAGGCAAUUGGUUGUCUUUACGAGUCGGCACAGCAAAAUCUUCAGUAGCUGAAUAUUAUAUUCAACGAAAUAAUCCACUGUGGGCGCAACAAAUGCGUCGUUUUGCCCUUCAUAAUAUAGAGGAAGGAAUUGAGCGGCUGAGGAAUGGAAGUUUGGACCUUUUGAUAGCCGACUCACCUGUUUUAGACUAUUAUCGCGCCACAGAUCACGGCUGUAAGCUUCAACGCGUAGGAGACCAUGCUCUCACUAAAGAUAUUUAUGCAAUAGGAAUGUCAAAAGGAUUUCCUCUAAAGGACAGCAUAUCGGCUGUAAUAGCCAAAUAUUCAUCAAACGGUUACAUGGACAUUUUAACUGAGAAAUGGUACGGUGCUCUACCUUGCUUCAAACUAAGUCCUGAUUAUGGAAUACAGCCAAAACCACUCGGCGUUGCGGCUGUAGCGGGUGUAUUUAUAUUACUGGGAGUAGGAAUGAUUGUAGGAUGCUUGAUAUUGAUUUUGGAGCAUCUUUUUUACAAAUACACGCUUCCUAUUUUACGCCAUCAACCGAAAGGAACUAUUUGGAGGAGUCGAAAUAUAAUGUUUUUCAGUCAGAAACUGUACAGAUUUAUAAAUUGCGUCGAACUUGUAUCACCACAUCACGCAGCGAGGGAGCUCGUUAAUACUAUUCGGCAGGGUCAUUUCACAUCUUUAUUCCAAAAAAGUGUAAAAAGGAAGGAACACGAACAGCGUAGAAGAAGAAAAAGCAAGGCACAGUUCUUUGAAAUGAUCCAAGAAAUCAGAAGGGUCCAACAAGGUCGUGAUCUUUCAUUGGAUUCCAUUAAAGAAAAUGCUGUUGUGGAAACUUCAGAAUUGUCGGAAGAUGUAACCGAGACAAAAUUUCUUUCACCGUCACCCGACGUAUCAAGUCAUUCACCGCGUCGAAGCAGGUCACCAAGACAAUAUAGAUCUCCAAGAAGCAAAAGAAAAAGGUGCAGUUUAGCGGGUCUUAAUGUACGUAGAUUUAGCACUGAUUCGGUCUUAGGGUCCGAUUCUGCUUCAAUAUAUGAAAAAACUAGUAUUAAUAUUGGUCGAAGAUUAAGUCGUGAUGUCAGUUUCCUAACCAAUUCCCCGCCGGAUAUUAAUACAAGACUACGUACACCAUCGCCGAUGGUUAGACGACCCGAAGGAUCCUCUACAAGAUCUUAUCAAGACAUGUCUGAUUCUUCUCCUAAUUAUUUAGCCAUAGACGCUCCAAGUCAUCGAGCGAGUGUGGAAAUAAUGGUUACUCAGGAAUCGGAAAUUUCAUCUGCACCGCCUUAUAACCGAGUGUCUCCAAUGGGUGCAAGAUCUGAAUUAUCUCGAUUAUCUGAAGAAGAACUGAUUAGAUUAUGGCGAAGUUCUGAACGUGAAGUUAGAGAGGCUCUUUUGGCUGCAUUACAAGAGAGAAGAGCGAGUCUGGAGCCAAAACAAGAACCAGGAUGAACACAGUUCUAGGCCAUUUUUAUGGAAUGAAAAAUAUUAGAAAGAAACCAGUUUACAUUCCUCUUAGCAGUUGAUCGCGUGAAUGAGGGGUAUUUAUAAAUGAAAUGUUUGUAAUGAUCAAUGAAAUGCUUUCUUUCAGUGUUUGAUGCGGAUGAAGCCGGCGAGUUAUAUAAACAAUUAAUCAGUGUUCAUUUUAGUGUCUUGUUAUUAUUGUAUUUUAGAUAGCUGCCUUAUACUUUUAAAUUUUUCAUAAAGAUCCGUAUCAAACAAUUUGAAAGUUGUGUGUAAGAGGUGAAUUUUGACAUUUUUACGUCCAUAAUAUUUUAUAUUUAAGAUUUUAGAAAUAACAUCAACUGAUUCAGUUUAUUUAUUGUUAUUAUGAUUUAAUAGUUAUAUAUAUGUGACCAUAAUAUUUGAAGUGCUUUAACUUCCUUCUGUUUUAGCUCGUAAUCACUAUUUUUUGCUUCAUCAAAAUUCGUAGCUUAUUGUUACAAUAAAUAAAGAAAAAGUCUAACCUACAAAUAAAUAAUAAUAUUUGUAAUAUAAUAGUUUGUAAAUGGAGUUAUUAUAAAUAAUAUUUGUGAAUAUUUGUGAAAGAAAAAUGAAAUGUAAUUAUUAUUCAGAAAAUUCCUUUAUAUCAAAAUAUAACUUUGUGUAUAAAAAGUAAAUUUAUUAUAUUUGUAAAACUACUUACAAAAAUUAUUUUAACCAUUACCACUAAAAACACGUAUUUAACACUACAAAUUAUAUUAGUAAGUCGAAUGUUUAAGGUAAUUGAAUACUGCCAAAUAAGUUAAAAUAGGUAAAUUUACACUUCCUUAGAAUCUUGCACCCUAGUUUUUAGUUUAGUUUAGUUUAGAUUUUUCUAUUCCCAUAUUAAACUAACAACAUCAUCUUUGAACUAACUCUUACUUGUUUUAAUUUGCUGUUAUUACGAUUACAGUAAGCGGAAUAUGUCAUAAUCUUUGAUAUGUAUAUUUGUUUCCAAUCAUUUCCACAAUGCAAAUACGCAACUGUGGUAUGUUUUCAUGAAAAAAAAGUGUCAUAUAAUUAACGUAACUGGUAAAGAUGUGUAGAAAAAUGUAUUCAAAGAUAACAAAUAUAAGCAAUAUCUUUACUGUAAUAUUAUUAUCGAGUGCUUAAAAUAAAACAAUAUAUUACUUAUACUUAAGGAGAAUAAGGUAUUUAUUUUCGUGAAAGUAAAUUAGUUUCCACAGCCAUGAUUUAAAUACUAUCUUUAAUUUAUAAUGAAAAUAUUUAGUUUUUAAAUCAAAAUUACAAAGCCAUAGGUUAUUUAUUUUAAGUAAAAAAUUAUUCAAACCACUUUUAUAUCUAGUAUUCAGAUGUGAUUAUUUUGUUAAAUUUUUUUUUCAAAAUGAAUUUCGGACCAAACUUAUUUUUCGGUGUAUAUUCAUUGUUCAUAUUUCUAUUGGAUGUGAUUCAUCUAGUGAUAUUUAAAGUCUUAUGCAAUUCUCUAUACUAUAUAGUAAUAUUGUUAGACUAUACCCAAAAAAUUAAAUAGAUAGCGUAUUUCAAGUAUUUUCCGAUAGAUAUAGUCGGAGAACUUAAUAGAUGUCUUUUUUGAUCACUUUUACUUGUAUGAUCGUAUCUGUACGUCGUAAAUCAUUUCGUUAAUAUUUAACUAAAAUAAUAUUUCCUUUUUUUUUUUUUGUAUUUUUGUCCAUAACAAGUCUACUUCCGUAUAUUUUCUAUGACAAAAAAUGUGAAACAAACAGAACUGUCAAAAAUUUCGCGUGUAUUAAAAAUUUCUGUUAAAAAUUAUGGUUCAUAAUUAUCACUCCGUAAAUAAUAAUGUACAAUAACAGAUGCAAUGUAUUAAGAGUGCAUUCAUAUGUUUCUGAAUGAAUUUAUUUAUUGUAAUGAAUAGUGAAUUCGUGUGCAGAGAGGAAAUUAAAUAUAAUUCUAGAAUUAUUUUUAACGAUUCAAAUAUUUAGUCCGUAUUAAAUUAUCAUGAACGGUUUCGAAAUAUAAUUAAACUAAUUAAAAUUAAAACAUAAUUUCAUUCAUUGAACUGGAUGUUUGUAGAAUUAGUUGUAAUUGAAUUAAUAUAUACAAAACGCCAAUUUGAAUAUAUAAUAAAUAUAGUUAUAAUUAACGAGUACAUUACUGUACAUUGUAAAUACAUAGAAUAUACUGAAGGUGUUUGUGAAAAAUGUGUUAAAAAUUUUGUAAUGAGACAGCAGAUAUUAUUUAUUGACUACGCUUAAUAUAUUUGUUUAGUGACUAAAAAAGUGCAAUUAUGUAAACUUACUUAUUGUUUGUCCAUAUUCACAUUACACUGCAGUUUAGUUUGUAAUAAAGAUAUAUGGAAUUUUAUUUCUUAAAAUUUCACGGAUUAGGUAAUUUUUUUUUUUCAAUUAAGAUUUUUUUUCUGUAGUGUGGUGUGAUGUGGUCUAUAUGUUUAUCUUCAUAGUAAAGAUAGCGAUGAUGAGUAUAGCUGAAAAAUAUAGAAUUGUGGAAAUA
Danaus plexippus (monarch butterfly) is the source of this 7018-nucleotide messenger RNA. RefSeq lists its product as uncharacterized. The transcript has 14 exons. Bases 32 to 4534 code for a protein of 1500 amino acids. Gene Ontology annotation, biological process: modulation of chemical synaptic transmission; synaptic transmission, glutamatergic; ionotropic glutamate receptor signaling pathway. Lineage: Eukaryota; Metazoa; Arthropoda; Insecta; Lepidoptera; Nymphalidae. Gene Ontology annotation, molecular function: transmitter-gated monoatomic ion channel activity involved in regulation of postsynaptic membrane potential; NMDA glutamate receptor activity. The record is from RefSeq and is a predicted model, not a curated record. Gene Ontology annotation, cellular component: plasma membrane; postsynaptic membrane.